Biomphalaria glabrata is the source of this 5323-nucleotide messenger RNA. RefSeq lists its product as uncharacterized. Gene Ontology annotation, biological process: proton transmembrane transport. The transcript is spliced from 12 exons. Gene Ontology annotation, cellular component: plasma membrane. Lineage: Eukaryota; Metazoa; Mollusca; Gastropoda; Planorbidae. The record is from RefSeq and is a predicted model, not a curated record. Gene Ontology annotation, molecular function: voltage-gated proton channel activity. The coding region runs from base 670 to 2058 and encodes 462 amino acids.
UUAGGUAACCAGGGCGGAGAGAGAAAGACAACUGUAUCCUAGAGCAGAAAUGUGUGUGACCAGGUAAAUAGCAGGAGUAUCACUGACCAGGCGUAAAUGAGGACACAAUAAUACAACACUCUUUUUUUUUUAUUUGAAGGUAUUUAUAAGUGACACCAUGACUACUUAAAAAACAAACGUAAAAUAAAAGAAUAGGGGGAGACGGGGGAAUGUAGUUUAUAUUGUCAGGGCAGUGGAGGAGGAAAUGAGGGACACACUUCAUUGGAAAUGAGGAAACAACGAGAAGCGGACAAGGUGAAAGACUAUAGGUGAUCAGGUUGGGGGGGGGGAGGAUUGUGUCUGUCAGUCAAUUUUUCAUCUUUUACCCUUUUUUUAUUUUCAUAGAGAACAAACUUUCCUUAAAGCUUGACAAUAGUUUAUAGUGCUUGGUGUGUUUGAAUUCCAUUAGUGUUGCGGGUAUUUCCGAGGAUAUAUUUAUCUAUCUACCAAACAGACAUAUAUAAAAGAGAGACCCAAUGGAAAUGUCUGUUUUCAAAAGUGUGAGUCUCGAUUGUUCAGUGCUACUAGGCUCCAACAUAAACUUUUGACAAUAGUGAUAUAGUUUAAAAAUCAUUGACUAGUGAACCAAUAGAUCGAAGUUAUCUGAUUGGCUGUUUGUUGAUUUUCUCAAUGGGGAACUCUAAACGUAACAUUGACCACAAUAGAGAAAAAAAGAAAAAGCGACACUGUGAUACAAAAUGCCAGAAGAGGAUGUCCAUCCUGCUACAUACCCACGUGGUGCUGAUCAUCGUCAGCGCUCUGGCCGCGCUGGAUGCCAUCUGCGUUAUUGGUCAGCUGAUUUGUGAUAUUCUUAUCAUGAGAGAAAAACUUUACCACUACGAGCAAGUGGAAGAGAAGUUGACAGAAGAGCUGUUUGAUUACAUCCCUUGCCUGAACAAAACUCUCCACGUUAAGUGGAACCUGGACGCGAUCUACGCAGUUCUGACUGGAACCGACUCUCAUUUUAGCAGCACGCCACUGCCUAAACAUUGCAAUUACUCGACAACAGAUACACUCGACUCUAGCGGAUCACUCUUGUUGGACAUGGUCACUGGACACAGGGCCAAGCGGGCCAUAGAGCCUAAAGUACCAGGUCAUGAAGUGGAUCAUGGAAUUCGGUACACUUUGACCCACAUUUUUCAUUUGGGCAGCUUGGUUAUUUUGUCUGCACUUCUGUUAGAGACGUUUCUAAAAGUGUUCGCCAUGGGCAUGAAGCUUAAACAUCAUAAACUUGAGGUGUUUGAUGCAAUAGUUGUGAUCAUCUCUUGGUGUUUGGACGUAGCGCUUUGGGAAGGCAUUUGGGCACAUCCGGGUACUGAAGCAGCAAUGCUACUGAUCUACUUGUUGCCGUGGAGAGUUAUCAGGAUAGUCAACAGUUUCGUGCUUGUGAUCCAAGAGAAAGAUCACGUGCAACUCAAGAUUGUAAAACAAAGAUUGAGGCAGUCAUUGAAGAAGAACAAAGAGUCGAUAGACAAAACAUCAAUGUACAAGCACGAAUUGAAAGCUCUUGCAGGACUUUGUCGCAAACUUGGCGCCUCGGACUCAGAAAUAAACGCUUGUUCCCCUAUGGGUAAAGCAGCGAGGAGGGGCAGCGUCCAGUCUGUUCUGGAAAGGGCAGCGUCCCUGACCUUCAUUUCCACCCUUUCGAGCAUGGGCAGUCAGCCGAGCCUCUUUGACAUGGGAGACAUCAGCUCCGAGGAAGAGGACGAGGGGAAACAGCACGAAGCCCUGGAUAGAACAGCCAGCCAUAACCCCACCAUCAAAAGUGCAAUGAGCAGCACCACCAUCGACUCUAACAGUGCUGUGUUUACAUCAGAUACAGAGGAAGGACAAGGAGUUGAUAACAAAGGUUUCAAAGGCAGUCGCAGCAGUUCUCUGUCUAGCAAAGAGUCCACUGUGAUCCAGGUUGACCCUAAUGAGGUCAAAGUCAGUGACCUUGACAAAGCCAAGAAUGACAUCAAUAAGAACUAUAUGAAUCACCCGGAAGUGGCGCGCACCGACAGUGCUACAAGAUUAUAAACUGGGUGCAAAUCUCCUCGCGCUACACGAGUGCACAGUAAAAUCCAGUUGGAGUGUGUCUACAGAAGUAUGAUUUGGGCCAGAAGUUAUUAAAUCCACCAUUUCAUUUUAUAUUUAUAUUGUAUGUAAUCAUUAAUGAGACUAAGACUUAAUCUGUUGUCAUACUAGCCAAAGGGAAAUAACUUAUGGAAGCAAAAGUUUCUUUAAUAGAACAGAGGAUUACUUUCUCUUGUCUGCUUGCUACCGCCAAUGACUCAGAGACAGACCAAUCAUUAAACACGUGUUAGGAUUUAAAUUUCUUUGUAAAUAUGUAAAACCAAGUUUUAAACACAUCAAAUACUUCGAGGCUGUCUUAUUUUUUGUUUGUUUUUUAGUUGUAUUAUUUUCUAAUGCCAGAGAGAAUGUCAACACGUUGUUUCACAUUUAAACCAAUUUCAAAUAUUUUUUUUUAUUUUAAAGUGCAAUUCACUUUAACGUAAACAUUUGGGUCACGUGAUACAAGUCAUCUCUUCAUUGGUUAAAAUUUUUAUUCAAAACCUUCCUUUUUUUUCCUUCUUACGGAUUGUUAAAAAAAGUGAACGAUUAAUUUCUCAAAGUUUCUCUAGUGAGACUCGGCUCUUUGGGGUGGUGGUGUCCAGGGCCGAUUUCCAAGGUCCAGCGCCUGAGAGCGCCUUGGCAUAAGAAGAUUCCCUUGUCUUCAUCUGUCCAUCAUACUACCACGUCAAGCAUUCUAAUGUGCCAUAACGAUUUAUUAACGACUGAAAUACAGAGCAAAAGACUUAUUCAUAUUAAAUUCUCCAAAACAAAGACUUGUUACUCAAUAUUGUUAAAUCCUUUCCUGCAUCUUAAACCAAUUAACACAGGCACUAGUAUCACAAGCUCCAACCCACUUCGUCUCUGGGAAAUUUGGUCUAAGAUAAAAUAAGUUCCAAAUCUGAAAAAUGUAAAAAAAUUUUAAACAAACAUUUUGAGUUAGAAUUAACAUUAGACCUCCUUAAAAGACACUUGUGGCAGUGUGUUCUGCUAAUUAAGACCGCCUUUAGGGAAUAUAUAUCAUGUCAUGAUUUUUUUAGUCUUUUUGUACCUCGACUUGUAAAGCAUUCUCCGAUCAUUGGGCUGUCUCACCCAGCUCACAGUGACUAUCUCAGAACAAUCAAUUUGAUUGGUUCAUUUAUAUACGUCUCAUGGUACGUGUGUUAAGUAUAUGCGUGUGUGUGUGUGUUUAUAGUUUAGUUAUUGCUAUGAUUCAGCCAAGAGUGAUGUUAUAUAUCUUUUAAUUUCAUUUUAAUAUAUGUAAUAUAGUAUUGUAACAGUAUGUAUUAUAAUAGAGACAUGUACUAUGUAUAGACUCAUACUGAGUUUUUAUGUAUAUAAUGUUGUCGUCACUGCAUUUUGUCUUUCAACAUGUUUCAAAUGUUAGAGUUAUGAUCACAUUAGUCUAUGAAUGUAGAGUUAUGAUCUCAUUAGUCUAUGAAUGUUAGAGUUAUGAUCACAUUAGUCUAUGAAUGUUAGAGUUAUGAUCACAUUAGUCUAUGAAUGUAGAGUUAUGAUCACAUUAGUCUAUGAAUGUUAGAGUUAUGAUCACAUUAGUCUAUGAAUGUAGAGUUAUGUUAGAAGCAGCUCAGUGUUCUAGCUUUUAGAGAGGUUCAAAUUUUUAGUGAUUUUAAAAGAUUGAAUGUGGCCAAAGACCUUCUUUCUAUAAUAAGAAAUGAGAAACCCUGAGCCCAUGUAGAAACUCAACUAUAACUAUUAACCAGAGGCAGUUUUUUUUUUUCUUCUAAUUUUUGUGGAAGAUUUACUUCACUUUAAUGUCUCUGGCUGUGCACGCUUGAAAGUCAGUCUCUUCCCCUGCAGCUUCUAGUGUGACGAAAGAGACCAACACUUGAUACACAGCUUAGGCAUCUGUAAUCAUCCUUCUUUCUACUUCUGGUUUGUAUGUUAUCUGCAAUCCGGGUCCAUUCCUUUAUGCUUGCUCUCCAACGCCACCUUUUUCCCAUUUGUUAGAGUCGAUUUUUAAGAGCUUCAUACAUAUCUAAAUCUGUCUUCAUCGAUGUCUGCUGCAUCAUUACAGCUUGUAACGUCUGCCUUGAGGUCCUGAGUGACUGUGCAACGCCUAGUUAUACGAUGACCUCCCUCCUCAUAUUCUUUUCGCAUCGGCCUACAUAUCCUAUACCCUUACUAUUUUCACUGUAGUCACUUGUUAUCUAGUAAGAUUUAACAGCAGGACACUGUCAAAAUAUUACAAUUUAAAGUUUUUCAAAAACUUCACUUCCUGUAUUCUGACUAUUACUCCGGUGCCUUAACUACAGUCAGCGGGCUAAGUCGUGCUAUCCGGCCUCUUGAGACUCUGCCCUUAUUGCAUAAUGACGCCUUAAAAGCUUGGCUCCCAUUUGUAUUUGAAUUUGUACACUUUUUUUAUACUACCUCUAUUCAAUUUAGAACUUCUUGGAGAGUGGUUGGACGGAGGGUGGAACCUGGACGCUGAUCUCAAAAAAGGCUCCAGCAAUUUUUCUAGAAAUUUAACAGUUGAUGUAUAUCGAUGAGAAAAUAAUUACUAGCUCGUUGGCCACACGGGGAGAUCUCUAGUUUGGCUGAUAUCGUUUUUCAAGUAAAAAAUACAAUACAUUUAAAUUUAGCUAGAGAACAAGAUCUAGGUCUAGAUCUGACAUUGGUUUUAAAAGGACUAUCGUGUUCUUGAAAGGACUAUUUGGAAUUUUCGAAUGUAAGGCCUUAUUGAUUCAACUAUUGCGCGUUGUCUUCUUAGGGUCUAUCAUUGAAAUAUUACAAAGUGUAUAAAUCUAUACAUUCCCUUCUUUCUCGGUUAGGUUGGGGUGGGUGGGGAUGAAGAUGUAUCGGUCUGAAAAAUGAAAUGUUUCAUUUUUUUAAAUCUAACAUUCAUUUGUUAUUCAAAGAGAAACAGUCGCUCUAUAAGUUGUAUAAAAGAGGAAUUGUCUUUUUUUUAAGUUUUUUUUUAUAAGUUGUAAAAAGUAUUUUAAAUGUUUAUCUUCUUUAGUUUUUAGUGCUAAUAUGUUGUUUAUAAAAUUAUUUGGUAUUUGCUAUUGUUGCAAUUUUAAAUAUAUAAGGAUUUUCUCUCGAUAUGUUUGAAACUAAAUAUUUGGAAUAGAACAUUUGGAUUUGUAAAUAUGGUAUCCAUUUUAAUAAAAAUGAAAAGUUUUAAUGCUUUUAUAUGUCAUUGUAUAUUAAAAAUGUCACAUAUGAAUAGGAUUCCGCGAAGUUAUUUACAAUGUACAGACCAAUCAAAGGA